AGAAUACGAUACGAAGGAAAGCCGUAGCAUGCUUCCAUAGCCAUCGCCAUGCUGCUGCUACUGCUGCUUGAUCUUCUUCGCUGCCUCGACGCCGUUUAGACGUCGCUCCGUCCCCCGUCUCCUUCCUUCCUUCCCCCCUGCCAUAGAUAGCCUAUUCCUCUUGCUGCCAUUAGUGCCGAUAUUUCUCCAGCUCGCAGCACUUGGAUGCCCUCUCUGCUCGGGUUUUUUGCACCCCGUUUUAGCGCGCGCGCGGAUCGCUCCCAUGAUCGCGUUCUGAUCGUUCGGAAACUCUCGGGAUUGCAAGAAUUCGUUGCGUUGGUCGUGGUGGGCACAUGGCUUCGCGAGUAGGCCUGGUGUACGAUGAGCGCAUGUGCGCGCAUGAAAAUGUGGACUCCGACGACCAUCCUGAGCAGCCGGCUCGAAUUACGUCUAUCUAUCAACGUCUCAAGGCGGAGGGAGUCGUGGACCGAUGUGUACAGGUUGACGCGCGGGAAGCAACUCCUGCAGAAUUGAGCACAGUGCACACCGAGGAUCAUAUUAGCCUUAUGCAGGAGCUUGGUCAUAAAUCUUUUGGCAAGAAAAAGCGUAGGCGGCUGCAGGAAACUUUUGAUUCGAUUUAUUUUAACGAGGGGUCUGCUGUAGCUGCGCUAUUAGCUGCUGGAUCAGUUAUUGAGGUUGCAACCCAAGUAGCUGAGGGAAAACUGGCAUCUGGAGCAUGUGUAAUAAGACCACCUGGUCAUCAUGCGGAGGCCGAUCGACCAAUGGGAUUUUGCCUUUUGAACAAUGUCGCAGUUGCGGCUCAUAUACUGGCCCAUGAAAAGACAGAACUUGGAGUCAAAAAGGUGCUGAUUGUGGACUGGGACGUGCAUCAUGGGAAUGGUACACAGCACAUGUUUUGGACUGACCCCCAGGUUAUGUACUUCUCUGUUCACAGAUUUGACCAGGGGAGGUUCUAUCCACCUGGUAAUGACGGUAACUGUACUGAAGUAGGAGGCGAGGAGGGGAAAGGUUACAACAUCAAUGUUCCAUGGCCAAACAAAGACUAUGGUGAUGCUGACUACUUGGCAGUUUGGAAGUAUAUUCUCAUGCCAGUAGCUCGCCAGUUUAACCCAGACAUAGUUUUGAUCUCAGCUGGUUUUGAUUCUGCCAGAGGAGAUCCUUUGGGUAGGUGUAACGUUACUCCUGGUGGGUAUUUUCAAAUGACACGACAGUUAAUGGAGUUAGCAAAUGGGCGUGUGGUAUUAGCCUUGGAAGGUGGCUAUAACCUCACUUCCAUAUCAGAAUCCUACUUAGCAUGCAUGCAAGCUAUGCUAGGCGAUUCUCCUGUGUUAAAGGUUGAACACGAUCUUCUUCCGGAAACAUUUCCUGUGAUUAAGGAGGUACGGAAACAUCUUCAGAUGUAUUGGCCUAUUCUUGCGGAAGAACCGUUGCCAGUGCCUUUCACACCUGCCCCUAGCUUAGCUUCCAAGUCGUCAACUUUGCAGGAAUUGGAAGGAAUGGUUAUUGAAAGCUUAGACGAGGAUCAGCAGUGGCAGACUCCUCCACAGCCUGCUAUUAUACCCAUCACGGAUCUCAUUGAUCUACUGUCUAAGUUAAGAGCCUGGGAUGGAAGCUCGGAUAUUGUUCAUGAUGAACCAACCAGCUCGACGGUUAUAACAUCAGAUGAAAAGGGGAAAAAGAUUAUUUCUUCGGGAGAGCUAAGCUUUGCGGGAAUUUCAGGACCUGAGGAUAUUGCCACUGUUCUUCAACUGUCCGGAGCUGAUUCAUCUUCCUUUGCAGGUGAAGGGGAUGGAGGGGCUGUUGAGGAUGAAGUUGCGACGGGAAGAAUGGAGGUGGAAUCAGAAUUCUUAAGGAGUCCGUCUGGUACGAUGGAAGGAAUCGUCAACACAAAGGCUGGUAAAGAAGAGUGGAACGCAUUGGGAAGCACACGAAAAAUAGUUCAAAACAUGGACGAAUCUAGAAAUGAGUUGAAUGCCUCAGGAAUUGAUUCUUAUCGAAAUGUUUCCAGUGACUUGAGCAGUUCAGAAGAAGCCUCUGGUGCUGGUGAUAUAGUGGAACCUAGCUAUAUGUGGUACGCUUGUUAUGGAUCUAACAUGUGGAGGCCACGGUUUAUGUGCUACAUACAAGGAGGAAAGGUAGAAGGCAUGUCGAGAACGUGCAUCGGAUGCAGAGACAAGUCACCUCCUCUGGCUUCAGAAUGGCUAUCCAUCCCUAGUCGCUUGUUCUUUGGACAUGAGAGCACGAAAAUGUGGGGUUUGGGAGGAGUUGCGUUUAUUGAUCCUGUUCCCGAAGCUGGUAUUCUUACUCAUGUUCGAAUUUACAAAAUCACGAUGGAGCAAUUCAAUGACGUUCUUAGCCAAGAAAAUCCUGGCAGAGUUGAGAGAUCAUGGAUGACUGGUAGGCAUAUUGCGCAAUUGAAGAAGGAAUCUCGUCACUUUUUGGAUAUUUUUGAGGACGAGUGGUAUGGAACUGUGAAAUACCUCGGGGAGAAAGACGGUCUUCCAAUUUUAACCUUCACGUGUCCGGAAUCUCACAUGAAGAAAUUCAGAUCUGGGGAAUUCGGUACUUUUGCUCCUCCGGAGUCCUAUCGAAAUGUGAUAGUCCAUGGCCUUGUGGAGGAUUUGGGUCUCACUGAGGAGCAAGCCCAUGACUAUGUGUCAUCGGCUAUACUGCCUAAGUAGGAGUUUGGAAUAUCAUGAGUGAUGCUACUUCGUUUUUUUUUUUUUUUUUUUUCUGCCAUUCAAACUGGUUACAUUCUAUUUACCCUUCAGGGGCAAAAACCUGAUAAUUGUGCUUCAGACAGUAUCUGGGUCAUUCAGCCAACUCAAUUUAGUGUGUAGACAGACACCGAAGAUCAGGAUCCUGUACAAAUUUCAAUUAUCAACGAACAAUCCUAUAGAAUUUCAUACCACUCGUCCUGUGUACAAAUUAAAUGUUUUUAACGGGUUUUGUGUACAAAUUUCAAUUAUCGAUGAAAA
This is a messenger RNA of Physcomitrium patens, 2978 nucleotides long. RefSeq names its product histone deacetylase 5. Gene Ontology annotation, cellular component: cytoplasm; histone deacetylase complex. Gene Ontology annotation, molecular function: histone deacetylase activity. The record is from RefSeq and is a predicted model, not a curated record. Lineage: Eukaryota; Viridiplantae; Streptophyta; Bryopsida; Funariales; Funariaceae. Gene Ontology annotation, biological process: epigenetic regulation of gene expression.